Molecule: messenger RNA, 4315 nt
Organism: Chara braunii
Lineage: Eukaryota; Viridiplantae; Streptophyta; Charophyceae; Charales; Characeae
Source: the annotation of a GenBank genome assembly
GGCGAUUGAAAAAUCUCUGCGCUGAACGUGACGUUCAAUGUCUGCAGCAGGGAGGGCAGAGGUGAGAAGAGAACGGUCUUCUUGCACGCGGCUGCGCUGUUUGUCUGAUUUGCGCUGCCCCCCUCCCUCCUGUUCGCGUCGCGCGGCGAGGGAAGCAGGAGCUCCGCGCUCAGCCCAGCAGCCGACCUACGUGAAGUCAUAGAGGCGACGCUGUUCCUCCUCUUCAGACGCCAGGUCGAAGGACGCAGUCUAGGCACUGCUUUUGCAGCAGUGCCAUUCGCGGCUCUUUACGGUCUUCCAUCUCCAUCUCCAACGCCGCGCUUCGCUGUGGGAGCGAGCUUUUGACAUUCCUCUCUCGUCGAACUUCAGGCAAUCCUGAGUCGCCUCCCUUCUCGCUCAUUGUUGGUUGGUGGUGGCUGUAAUUGUGGAUCCCAACUCCGACGACAUCGCUGCUGCUGUCAAUCUCGUCGUCAUGGACACAGACCAGGGGAAAUUGUUCAUCGGUGGAAUAUCAUGGGAGACGACGGAAGAAAAGCUGAAAGAGUAUUUCGAGAGAUACGGCGAGGUUGUGGAGACGAUUAUAAUGAAGGACAGGGCCACGGGUAGGGCUCGCGGAUUCGGGUUUGUCAUCUUUGCGGACCCUGCCGUUGCCGAUCGAGUGGUUGCAGAGAAGCAUACGAUCGAUGGGAGACAGGUCGAAGCGAAAAAGGCCGUGCCGAAGGAUGAACAGCAGAAUAUGCAUAGGAGCAGCUCCAGCGGGCCUGGACAAGCCGGUCAGACGCGGACAAAGAAGAUUUUUGUUGGUGGUUUGGCGUCCUCGGUGACUGAAGAGGACUUCAAGAAAUAUUUUGAGCAAUUCGGGACAAUUACCGAUGUUGUGGUCAUGUACGACCAUACUACUCAGAGGCCGCGCGGAUUUGGCUUUAUUACCUUCGACAACGAGCAGGCUGUGGAGAAAGUACUCCAGAAGUCGUUCCACGAGCUGAAUGACAAGACUGUAGAAGUGAAGCGUGCGGUUCCUAAAGAGAUGAAUCCCAGUGGUGCCGGAGGUGGGAGAGGAGGCUUCGGUGGGCGUGGAUUCGGUGCAGGUUAUGGUGGCUACGGACCGGGCCCGUACGGCGGUGGCAGGGGCGAUCGAGGAUAUCCUGGUCCGGGCGGUCGAGGUGGAUAUGGCUAUGGUGGAAACAGUGGCUAUGCGGCUGGCGGGGGCUAUGCAGGAGGGCAAGGCUAUGGAGGCGGGCUUAAUGGGUCGCUUGGCGGUGGUGGGUAUGGUGGUGGUGCGUACGCAGGGGGAUAUGCCAGUCAAGGUGCUGGGUAUGCGGCAGCAGGAGGCUACCCUGCUGGCGGAAAUGCAGCUGGGUACGGAGGGGGGAAUGCGGCUUACGGCCCUGGCGGCAAUGCGGGGUACGUUGGGCAAGGUGCCGUUGGAGCGGGGGGCGGUGCUGCACGAAGCACUUGGGGAAGCGGUGCAGGCGCGGGCUAUGCUGGAGGCGCUAAUUCGGCCGGCUACCCAGCUAACAAUGCCACAGUGGCAGGUUAUGGCAAUGCAGGGCAAGGAUGGGGAACGGGCAGCGGGCCUUCCGCCGUUGGAUCUGCCGCGGCUGCUAGUGGGUAUGGCCAGAGCGGUGGAUAUGGAGGUGGAGGAUAUGCCACGAAUGACCAAGGCUAUGGAGCUGCCGGUGCUGGCGCUCAAUAUGCUGCCGCCAGGUCGAGUGGUGGAUAUGCCAGUGGAGGUACCUCAGGCGGGUAUGGUGGAUCUGCAGGCGGCGGGAGUAGCUAUGGAAACUACGGCGAGAUGUACGGAGGGUCGGGCUACGCCAUGGACCAGGGCACAUGGGGCCGAGCAGGCGAUUAUGGUGUAGCUCCUAGUGGAGGAUCUGCUGCGUCAGGGGGAGGUUAUGGCGUUGCCGGGGUAGCGGAUGGAGCCAGCGGAGGCUAUGGCGGUGGCUAUGGUGUCGGCCGACAGCAGUCUCAACGAGUAUGAAGACCGUGGCUGGGAGCUGACCACCUGCUGGAUGCAGGAGGUGGAAGAUAUUGCCGUGUAGAUUAAAUGGUCGCCAAAGCCCCAAGCAGCGUAGGCGUAGGUGAUUAACGAGCGUGUUGUUGUUGAGACAGACUGAGGGAGCGGCGAAUAGGGGCAGCAACAGCCACAUCUCGUUGCGGUGAGAUUAGCAACGGCGCAGAGAAGAAUGCAAGACGGGCGGACAGUUGCAGGUAAUGGUAAGUGAGGGGAAGGAAAUGCAAGAGAGAGAGAGAGAGAGAGAGAGAGAGAGAGAGAGAACAUUCGGUGGUGAAGGGCUGUGUGGCGCAGGUGUGGAAUGGAAGGAGAAGUGAUAGCUGGUUGUAUUCUGUUGUGGCUUGCGAGGAGGUUAACGCGUAGUAGGCAGGGGCAAAAGUAAAUACGAAAUGUUUUGGACGGUAGUGUGGGGUGUUUAGAAUGUCGGCCCCGAUUUAUUUCAAGGCCCUUAUCCUGACAUUGUGGCUGGUGUGCCACAAAAAGCAGGAGGAAGUUGCAAGAUGAGCGCGUUGAUCAGUUCACACUGCAGCAGUGUGUUGCGCAGACAGAUUGUGUGCGUGUGUGUGUGAGAGAGAGAGAAAGAGGGAUCGAUGGGUAAUCGAUUUCGUUGAUUGAUUGAGAGUUUGGGGGAGGGGGGGCGGGGGGAGGGAGGAGGGGAAAGGGAGGGUGAAGUUUGGGGGUGAUUGGAGAAGGGGAGAGGAAAGAAGCGGGCCAAGGGCGGGGGAAGGAUCGUAAGAGGUAAAGGUUGGACAUCUUCCGGGGGUCCAUAGGGUGAAGAAAUUUUUUGUUGACUGUGUUUGGUGAGGAGGGUAUGUCAGGAGGAUAAGGUGGUUUUGUGCAUAAGUAGUAUGAAAUUCAUCUUGAAGGCGAAUAAGUUAAGAAGACGAGACGAUUAGUCCUUAUCGGAUAGUGUUACGCAACUCAGCUCUACUGCAUUCACAGUUAUUGGUUCCCUGAUCGACGAAAUGCGGAGCAGGGCUAGACUCCAGCCCAGCUGUGUUGUUGUGUAGUAUUGGUAUCGUUGAGCCUUGUGGUGCUUUGCUUGAAAAUUUUCCCUGAUUUUUGGAGCAGGCGUUCUGUUCUUCUGAGAUCUGGAUCCUUGAGUUGGGAUUUGAGGCAAUCCAAUCCAAAUAUCUUUCUACACUAGUUGGCCCGAGGAAGAGUAUUUUUUCGGUAUCUCUUACUUUUGGGCAUGACGAGCUUUGAUCACAUAAUUUGUGUUUCCCCCCCACCCCACCCCCACACCCCACACACACACCCCAUCCCCCUUCCACCCCGUCCCCCCCCCCCACCCCUAUCUUCUCUACGCCCUCCGUCCGUUCUCCCCAAAGCACGCCCCCCCCCCCACCUUCUUACCCCAGCCCCUCCUCAAAAAGGCGUCUUCCUCGCGUCCUAUUGCUUGCAUCUCCUCGGCUGAUAUUUGAGUCCUGCCUGUUGAUUGGACAUGUAGUUUGUUCUCAUCUGGGCGUUCGACAGGUUCGGCACGGGAAUAGUGUCAAUGUGAUAAUGCAGAGGGAUCAGGAAGCAACGUGUCGUUUGGCAAUUGCUCAUAGGCUGGCGAGUAAGCGAGGGGGAAGAGAGAGAGAGAGAGAAAGAGAGAGUGAGAGCGGCUGGCUUUUGGUUGAUUGGCUUGAAUGGGAAGCGGCGGGUCGGUUGCACUGGGGAAAGGGGAAUAGGUAUUGAACUCCAGUCAAGCUGAUCAGGAGGUAAAGCUGUCGGCUGAAGAAUCAGGAGCAGGUGAUCGAUGAGGAGUCUUGAAAGCCCUGUGGUUUGUGAGAAGAUUUAUCUGUGAGCAGGAAAGCGAGGUGGCUGGCAUAUGCGUGGGAAGCAUAUUACGUGGUGAGUUUGCUCGGCCCGCCGACAGAAUGCAAUUUGGCUGGAGUUGAGCGUGGAGCGGGGGAUCGCCAGGAGGGUCACCUUUGCUGCUUAUAUUGUUAUCGUGUGGGUCUGGUCACACAGCAUCAUAGGAGUUGCGUGUGUGCUUUCCACUUGUCCCGGUGACCGUCCAAUUUCCAUCCUGACGGUUGGCAGACCCAACUGUGUACUGCGUAGUAUAAAUCGGACUACGAGUACUAACUGCGGAUUGCUAGUCUAGGGCUUUCAUUCAUUUUGUCGGAUUGACUCUGAUUUAUUACAUACGAAUGAGCAAAUCUGCACAUCUUUUUUUUUAAAUAUUUUUUGCUUCAAUUUUCUGAGAAGAUAUUCUGAAUAUGUUUUGGUUCUUCAAGCCAUUUUUGAUGGUUAUCAGUAAGACUGGGUGGAAGGUGUGACGUUUCCUGUCUUUACGUUUGACCCUGC